This is a messenger RNA of Dovyalis caffra, 708 nucleotides long. Lineage: Eukaryota; Viridiplantae; Streptophyta; Magnoliopsida; Malpighiales; Salicaceae. The record is from the annotation of a GenBank genome assembly.
AUGAACUUUGCAUUUGGAGGGACUGGAGUGUUUGAUACAUUCGUCAAUGCACCAAAUAUGGCUACCCAAAUUGACUUUUUCCAGCAGCUGCUUGAUGAAAAAGUUUACACCAAACAAGACCUUAGCUCUUCCGUUGCCCUGGUGUCCCUAGCAGGCAAUGACUACACUGCUUAUAUGCAAAGAAAUGGCAAUUUUCAGGAUAUGCCAGCCUUCACGGCAUCACUUGUCAAUCAGCUUUCUGCCAACCUGAAAAGAAUACAUGAUUUCGGAGUGCGAAAAAUAGCAGUAACAACACUGCAACCUCUUGGAUGCCUGCCGGUAUUGACAGCCUUCUCUUCAUAUCAACAAUGCAGUAAAAAUUGGAAUGCGGCCUCCAAAUUUCACAACCAGAAAUUGCAGCAAGCAAUAGAAAGGAUGAACAAUGAGAGCGGAAGACAGAUUUAUGAAACUCUGGAUCUCUAUAAUGCAUUCAUGUCCAAAUUGAAUAAUGGAGGAAACUUGAAGUCGAGGAGUUUUCUUACGCCAUGUUGUGUAGGUGUGGAAAGCAAUUACUCAUGUGGGAACAUUGACAAGAAUGGGGCAAAGAAGUAUGUGAUAUGUGAUCAGCCAGAGUUGUCCGUUUUCUGGGAUUUGGUCCAUCCUGCACAGAAUGGUUGGCAUCAAGUUUUUUUGUUUCUUAAUUCUUCUUCACUUCAUCAACUCUAUUAG